Messenger RNA from Eupeodes corollae, 1914 nucleotides. RefSeq lists its product as uncharacterized. The record is from RefSeq and is a predicted model, not a curated record. The coding region runs from base 1 to 1914 and encodes 637 amino acids. The transcript has 3 exons. NCBI's taxonomy places the organism in Eukaryota, Metazoa, Arthropoda, Insecta, Diptera, Syrphidae.
AUGCACAAUUUACAAAGUGAUAAUCACGCUAUUGUCAUCAGUCCUGAUAAAUCACCUGUUGGAGAGCAUAUUCAUAGAUUUAAUGCACCUGUUCUUAACGAUGUUGCUGGAAUCAUGGUUGGCGACCGUACAACUACGCGAGAAAUCGUGAUUCGUAGAAGAAAUAAUAAUCUACAGUUUAUUGCUGAUACACACCGUUUAUAUGAUGCUAUCCAAUAUCCGCUAAUGUUUUGGAAGGAACAGGAUGGGUAUUGCAUAAAUAUUAAACAACGAGAUCCCACAACAGGUGCCGAAACAAACAAGAAUGUCAACUCGAAGGAUUUUUAUGCGUAUCAGUUGAUGAUUAGACGCGACCAGAGCAACGUUAUUCUACGAUGUCGUGAGCUUUGUCAGCAAUUCAUGGUCGACAUGUAUGUAAAGAUAGAGAGCAAACGAUUACGAUACUUGAGAUUUAAUCAACAAAAGUUGCGUGUGGAAGAAUAUAUUCACCUACGAGACGCUAUCAUCACCAACGCCGACGCCGCUCAAAUCGGUAACUCUGUCAUUCUACCAUCAUCAUACAUAGGCAGUCCACGCCAUAUGCAAGAAUAUGUCCAGGAUGGCCGUGUUUAUUUAUCACGUUCACGUGUAAUCCAAAAUGAUCGGAGAUUACAUCUUUACUAUUGCCUGGCCAAAAUGCAAUACAUCGCCUUACAUUACAGCACGUGUAUUCAGACAAAAAUUGAAGUCUUUGAUAAAUUUCAUUACAAUAUUACAUUCGAUAAAAUACGUCCUGUGGAAAUCGACAGUAUAAUUUCUGCGGAAAUUCCAGAUCCGUCUACUGAUCAAAUGUUGUUUGAUAUUGUUACAGCAAACAUGAUUCAUGGCCCAUGCGGCAAUCUUAAUCGUUCAUCACCUUGCAUGGCAGACGGAAAGUGUACUAAAAGUUUUCCGAAAAAUUUCACUAACGAUACAAUCACAAAUGUUGAUGGAUAUCCAACUUAUCGUAGAAGACAUCCCGACAAUUGCGGACAAUCAUUUGUUAAAAAUAUUAACAGCGUAGACAUUGACAUUGAUAACCGUUGUGUGGUCCCAUAUUCGCCUCUGCUGAGUAAAACAUUAAAUGAUCAUAAUUAUGUUGAGUUCUGCAGUUCAGUGAAGAGCAUCAAAUGCAUUUGCAAGUAUGUGAAUAAAGGCAGUGAUAUUGCUGUUUUUCGGGUUGAAAAUACCAAUUUGAAUGCUCCUCCGGUUAAUAAAGAUGACGAAUUAACACUUUAUAAAAUUGGCCGGUACGUCAGCUCCAAUGAAGCUGUUUGGCGUAUCUUUGGUUUCCCAAUUCAUGAACGGUAUCCAGCAGUUACUCAUUUAGCCGUCUAUGUUGAAAACGGCCAGCGCGUAUAUUUCACGAGCGAGACAGCGUUUGAUUGUGCUAUUAGUCCACCAAAAACUACACUCACUGAAUUUUUUGAAUUGUGUAAUCGUGCGGAUGCUUUUGGUGCUUUCACACGGGCAUUACUCUAUUCAGAAGUACCACGCUAUUUCACAUGGGCUGCUACAAAAAAAUGGAUGCCUCGCAAGCAAGGUACGCUAAUUGAUGCAUGUCCCGAUUUAUUCAAAUCAAAUACCUUGGGGCGAGUAUUUACAGCCAAUCCAAAGCAGACUGAGUGCUUCUAUCUUCGACUGUUAUUGGUUAAUAUCACCGGCCCAUUAUCAUUUGAACAUAUACGUAAAGAUGCAUGCCUUGCACUCGGCUUGCUGGAAGACGACAACCAAUGGGAAUGUGUACUUACUGAAGCAGGAUUGAACUGUACAGAUAAACAAAUUCGCUUACUAUUUGCUAUAGUGCUGACUACAUGUUUCCCGGCCAGAGCAGAGACAUUAUGGGAUAAUCACAAAGAUUCAAUGACUGAUGAUAUAUUGCAUCAACAUCAUUAA